Chara braunii is the source of this 715-nucleotide messenger RNA. The record is from the annotation of a GenBank genome assembly. NCBI's taxonomy places the organism in Eukaryota, Viridiplantae, Streptophyta, Charophyceae, Charales, Characeae.
CUUUAAACCAAAACUAUUUCCUGUCACUUGCAAAAACCAGGGCGGAUACCCUUGUAAGGGUAUUCGCGCCGACAACGAAGCUAUGCGACCUGGUAAUAAACGUGGCAGUAUUGCUUUGGGCUGUACUCCGACCAGUGAUGCUCGGGUUCGGCCGAAGGUGACACCGGUGAUUGUGCCGAGCACAGCUGGGAAAGUUAAUAUGCAGCUGAAAGGGCUGGUGGAGAGACAUCAACGUGAAGUUGAUCUGCUUAAGGAGAUGAGGUUACGGAAAGUUAACGCUCAAAAGGAAUCUGAAGAGGAGGUCGAACGAUUGAAAGAAGCGAUGGCAAGAUUGGGCACUACGAGGAAACUGAGGGGUACUAACCUGAAGACGAAAUUAGAUGAGGCGGUGGGAGGAGCAUCAUUGAAGGACAAAGGUAAACGACCUGUGUCCCCUGCGGAACAGGCAUGCCAGAGGGAUGUUUUUGUACGCGAAGCACGAAAGCAGUUACGGAACCUGAGGAAGGAGGAGGUCAUUGCGAUAUGUGAAAAGGAAGGCAUCGAGUAUACAAAGUUGGAUCCGACUAAGGAGGCUAUUGUACAAUUAGAGCAGAGCGCGCAUGCUUGGAUGAAACUAAAGGUGGGGAGCGGUUAGUAGACAAAUGAAAGGUUUUGAAGAGAAUGUAUGGAGGGAGUCUUGUUCACUGUUGUUUUUGAGUAAAAGAAUUGAGAUACG